AUGGAUACGAUUAAAAUAAAGUAUGAAAGGACGCCACCGAGGUGUCACGAAUGUAAAGUAUUUGGCCAUUCUCAUGAGCAAUGUCCAAAGCGGGUGGUUCAAAAUAAAGAGAAGAAACAGGACACUACAGGUGAGGAUGGCUUUACUUUGGUAGGACGUAAGAAAGGGAAAGGGAAAAUUAAUCAACAACCUAGACAGGUUGAGGGGGUUAGGUUAUCGAAACCAAAACCUCAAUUCAUUUAUAGACCUAUACAGAAGAAUAAUGUACCAAAACAAGCUGUUGGUGGGUCGUAUGAUGCAUCUACCUCAUCUACUAUACCAAAUGAUAAAGAAGCAGCUAAGCGCAAGGAGGAGGAUGAGGAUAGUGACAUGGAUGAGAUUAUUGUUAAUGAUGAUGAUACAGUGACGUAUAUAGUGAAGACUACUUUUGAGGAGGGAAGCACUCCCGGUAAUGCUAGUCCUAAUUCUCAUGUUGGUUUAGAGAAAUUGAAUACCCUUUGUUCAAAAGUGUUCCCUAUUUGGUCUUGGACUUCAAAUGUUGUUGUUUGCUCAAAAGGAUCUAGAAUUAUUGUUGGUUGGAAUCCAUAUAUUGUGGAUCUUAUGGUGAUAUCGCAAAUUGAUCAAGUGGUGCAUUCUCAAAUUAAGUUUAAAUCUGAUAAUAAGAUGUUGUUGUGCUCCUUUGUCUAUGCACAUAACAAGUAUACUCAAAGGCGUGUAUUAUGGUGUGACCUUGAUCUUCAUAAUGUUUUUGCGAAAGAUAAAGUUUGGUUCAUCUUAGGAGAUUUCAAUGUUGCUUUGAAUUUGGAUGAUAAAGCUACGGGGACAUCAUAUCUGGAUAUUGGUAUGCAUGAAUUUAAUGAAUGGGUACAAUCUAUUGAGGUCUUUGAUGUGAAUAAAUCAGGACUUCAUUACACUUGGAAUCAAAAACCUCAAGGAAUGGAUGGGAUACUUAAGAAGAUUGAUAGAGUCAUGGCUAAUGUUGAAUUCUUGGAUUGUUUUAUUGGAGCUAAUGCUUUAUUCCAGCCGUAUCGUAUCUCCGAUCAUGCCCCGGUUGUGCUUCGGAUUCCAAUGAUGUCGCCAUCUAAAAGAAAACCAUUUAAAUUUUCAAACUUAUUGGUACAUCAUGAGAAUUAUCAUUUAGUUGUGAGUGAGGCAUGGAAGCUGAAUGUGGAUGGUGUUUCUAUGUAUAAACUAGUGAAAAAGCUCAAACCCUUAAAAAAGCCUUUUCAGAAAACUUCUGUACAAUAA
Messenger RNA from Erigeron canadensis, 1248 nucleotides. RefSeq lists its product as uncharacterized. The record is from RefSeq and is a predicted model, not a curated record. The transcript is spliced from 3 exons. Lineage: Eukaryota; Viridiplantae; Streptophyta; Magnoliopsida; Asterales; Asteraceae. Bases 1 to 1248 code for a protein of 415 amino acids.